Messenger RNA from Penaeus vannamei (Pacific white shrimp), 6954 nucleotides. Lineage: Eukaryota; Metazoa; Arthropoda; Malacostraca; Decapoda; Penaeidae. The record is from RefSeq and is a predicted model, not a curated record.
GCAGUGUUCAACUAGUGGGUGCCAGAGACACACGCACGCGCGAACCCUCCAGUCUCUCCUCAAGUGUUGCCUUGCACGAGGCGAGAGUUCUGCUCUCCCAACGGACGCUUGGUGGCGGGGUGUGGACUGUGUUUGAAAUAAUCUUCUAAGAUUAGAUUGAUACGGAAAAUGGUGUAGUGAUAAUCUGUAAAUGUUGAAGUGUUUUGAAAUGGAAAAAUACUGUAAAGAAAGAGACAUGGAAAUUGUAUAAGUGAAAAAGGAGACCUGUACUAAAAUAAAAUCAGUGCGUGCGUGAGCAAGAGCGGCGUGGUUUAUCUUCACACGUCACAGACAUGUCGCUCUUGUCCCUCACGGCAAAGAUGGCGGCGGCCGUGCAGUGUGGAGGAGGCUCACUCGGCUCCAGGUCACGCAGGAAGAAGUUUGAUGACAACCAGUGGUGGGAGCUGUUCGACACCAACACGUCCAGGUUCUACUACUACAACGCCACCUCACAGAAGACGGUCUGGCAUCGCCCGCAAAACUGCGAUAUCAUUCCUCUCGCCAAGUUGCAGCAAAUCAAGCAGAAUACAGAGGUGGCAGAGGAUGAGGACAGCAGAAAGAUUGUGAGGGAAUCCAUUGGCACACAAACCCCAUCCAAGCCAGGACCGCUCCCUCUGACCAUACCUGCGACAGUGACUUCCCAUCACUCAUCUCUACAACUCCGCCAUGCCCCCCAUGCCAAGAAUGGUCCACUCCCAACUGGUCGAGCAUCACCAAAAAAUGGUCCAUUACAGACCUUUAGAUCACCCACAAACAAUGGCCCUGUACCUUCACCCAAGGUUUCCCCGAGCAACUCCAUAUCUUCGUCACGGUCAUCAAUCAACAUAGCUCCAGGUCCAGGGUCAUUACAGCGUUGCCACAGCUCCCUCUUGGGGCGUAGGAGCACCAGGAGUUCUUUACCUGGGAUUGGGAGUGGAACAAGGGGGGCCAUACAGGGUUUGGGGAGUGGUUCAAGGGGAUCUUUGCCUAGUGGCAGUGGGUCUAGGGGAAUGGUGCUCGGAGUUGGGAGCGGACCUUCGGGGGUGCAACAGCGGUGGUCGGGCGGGGCGUCAAACUCACGCUCCUCUGGCAUGGGGUCGUUGCAGAAGAAAGAAGGAGGGACAGGAGGAGGAGGUUCAGAGGCACUCUCACUGCCCCACUCACUCUCCAAGAGAGUCAUCAGCUCCACCACCCAGACUUCCCCAGUGCCCUCACCAAGACCUUCCCGAAGAUCAUCAGCCCAUAAUGCCAGCUCAGCAGGUGGGGGAGGAAGCACUGGUGGAAGUGGUGGCAGUAGUGGACACCACCAUCACCACCACCAUCACAGACACACUGGCUCAUGUUCACACCAUCACCAUCACAUUGAUGCCAAUGGAGAAGCAGGAGGUGCAAGGAGAGUGCGGCGAAGCUCUCAGUCAUCGCAGGGAUCAUCACUCUCUUACAGUCGCCCGUAUAGACAAGAAUCUGGCAGGUCUAGUGACAGUUCCAUGUCCCAAAGCCGCACCUCCUUAGAAGGAUCUGGUUAUAGAUUGCUUGAGUCUCCUCGUGGUAGCUCUGGCCUUCGGGACUCGAGGAGAGGUGGUUCAGCUGCUGGACGUGUGGGAGAGGGCCAAAAAGAAGGUGAUCCAGUGUCUCCUCGUUCCCCAGACUCUGUGUCUUCCCAUUCCUCCCCGACACACCCACAGCAGGCAGGCCCCGCUACACCUUCUUCACACCGCCGAGCUCACACUGAUUCCCGAGAACCGACAGCUGCCAGGUAUAAGGGUGUUCCCCAUCAUGAUUUUUCACAUCUUCAGUUUUCCAAACAACGCAGUUUUGAUGUUUCCAACUAUCCAAAGCCUGAACACAGUAUGGACCGGCCAAGAGAAAUGGCUUUGUCUCGUAGCUACAGUUUCAUGUCAAGGCCGCGAUAUCAUGAUGAAGAUGGGAUGCAUGAAAGAUACUUGAUUGGGGCCAUGCGAUCUGUUGAGUCGACACCACAGCCACGACGUCGCCAAAAGGGCCUGGAUGUUGUGCCUGGUAGUCCUGAUUCUUUAGGAUCUCAUGGUUACCUUAACUACCGCCAAAGAUCUGAUAGUUCAGGCUUGGAAAGCCUUGCAACACCAAUGAUGCACAGAAAACAAAGGUCCCUUGAGUCAGGAAAAUCGCGUUUUAAAAUGGAUCUACGUUCAAGUACGAGUGCCCAUACCAGACUCGCCACAUCAGAUUCUAGUCCAAGUCCCCCUAGUCCUAAGCAUGAGUUCUCACCCUUCAACUUUGACUCACCUCGUGGUCAAGACAGUGGAGCCUCCACUUUGACGGACAAGGACACCAGAUCCAAUUAUGGUCGUGGAUCUGCUGACAGCUCUCCACACUCUCAAGUGGAUUCUGGACUUGUAUCAGGAACAACUGGGAGCAGGGGCUCUGUUGAUAGCAAUUCACGAAGGACAGACUCACGACAAACCACUUUGGACAAGGAGACUUCAAAGUGUUCUGCAGCUGAGAGCUCAAGUAAACCUUCCUCAAAGACUGAGCGAGAUGGACGUCGCUGCAAUCACCGCCGCCAUCACCAUUGCAGUAAACAUCGAGGAGCAGCAGUUUCCACCACCAACACCACCAGUGCCACUGUUGCUACCACAGACAGUGAUCGGAGUGACACUCUCCAGAGUAGCAGCAGUUCUCAACAUCUAGUUAAUACUGGUAGCAACAACAGUCAGAAUCAUAAUUCCAGCUCAGGAAGUAGUAGCACUGCCAAGCAGACUAGUCCUAACAAUAGCAAACAGAUUAGUCCUAGCAAUGGCAGCACAAGCAACACCAAGCAACCAAGUCCCAGUAGUGUGAGCAGCGUAGGAAAACAAGACAAUAGUCCACAGCACCGUGACUUGACACAUCUUUAUUCCAAUUUGGAUUAUGUGUAUGAGCAGCCAGUUUACCAAUAUAUUAUGGAGCAAGCCAAGCUUACAGGAUACAGAUUGGGCGAUGCAUUAUAUGAGGAUGCUGAUUCUCUCCAUAGUGAUGAAUCUGGUGACCAACCAGAUGACAGUGAUGAAUUUGCAGAUGAUGAAGGGAUGUCUAAUGCAGAUUCAUCUUCCCAGGAAUAUCUUGAAGAUGUUAAUUACCUCGCUGAUGAUGAGAUGUAUGCUGAGUUCUUCAUGCCUUACAAUUUGAAAAACAAAAUUAGAGUGGGGAUGGGAGCUGUUAGCUAUAUGCUUAGCAUUUUUCCCACCUUCUGAAAAAUUCAGUCCAUACUUGGCUGGUUACAUCACUCGACAUUGUGACCCAGCCUAUUGUUCCAUGUUCCCUGAUGUGUCAAAGUGGCCCAUCCAUAUCCAGGUGGCUCAUUAUGCUGGAGUUUGCAACAAACGUUUGGAGAGAACUUCAGUUAAUGCCAAGAGACAGCGAUUGAGAAAACCAACACUGGAGGAAAUUGACCUUGCCCGCUUACACAUAUUCCGUGCUUCAAUGUUUGGCGGCACCAUAGAGGAGGUGAUGGCACUCCAGAAGGACAGAUAUCCACACCGACGACUACCUUGGGUUCAAACAACUCUCUCUGAGGAGGUUCUCAGACUUCAGGGUACGAAUACUGAAGGAAUUUUCAGAGUUCCUGCAGACUUUGAUGAGGUUCAUCAGCUAAAGCAGGUUGUUGAGCAGUGGGAGGUGGGUGACUGUGUGGAUGCACAUGUUGCAGCUGCCCUGCUUAAGACUUGGUACAGAGAACUUUAUGAGCCUCUCAUACCUGAUGCCUUAUAUCAGGCAGCCAUUAAUGCUCAUGAUGAUCCUACACAGGCUGUUGCUCUUGUUAACAAACUACCUGAAAUUAACAGGCUUGUACUGUCAUACCUUAUAAGGUUUCUGCAGUACUUUGCCCAGCCUGAUAUUGUAACAGCCACCAAGAUGGAUGCCAGCAAUUUAGCUAUGGUAAUGGCACCCAACUGCCUCCGGUGCACAAGUGAUGAUCCUCGAGUCAUCUAUGAAAAUACUCGCAAGGAGAUGGCCUUUAUUCGAACUCUGAUCCAGCAUUUGGACACCACUUUUAUGGAGGGUGUUGUCUGAGACUUGCAUCAGAUCUAUGUACAGUUUGUGUGUGAAGAGUUGCAUUGAUAAGGAUUUUCCAUGAGCGAAUGUAGAGAAAGUUGUAAAGCCUAACCACUAUUAUAUUCAUACAUGUGCAAAAAGUAAAAGAGCUAAAACAUCUAAAGGACAGUAAGAUGAUGUAUAUUGUUUAAGAAGUGACAUGUGUUCAAGUCCUGAAUUCAGCUUUGGUGUUGAAGACAUUUUUUUUUUUUAUGUUGGCCUAUUUAUUUACUCAGAUGACAGAGCCUUUCAUGACAUGUAUGCAUUUAUGAGGAGUCCUGUAGCUACACUUCCAAGAUAACUGAGAAAGCUUUUUUGCUGUUGUACUCUGUGUUCAGAAGAAAAACAGAAGCCUAUAUUUUGUAAGGCAUAUUCCAAGUGAAGAAAUGCUCUUGGGUUUAAUGAAGAUCAGGAGUAUGUGCUUUGAUGAGCAUGUUAUAAAUGCCACAUCAUUCUGGUGCUCAUCUCUGUCUGACCUUGAGGCACAGGUCACAGGGAACUUUCAAUGCUUUUCAGAACUGAGAUCAAAUUCCUUGAAUUUGAGAACUUGUGGGUCACCAGUAAGACAAUCUGCAUGAAGUCCAUCAAGCAGCAGUUAUGUUCACAGAUAUUGCCCAAAGACUUGAUGAAUUUCAGUAUAGUUUGUGGAUUAUUUCCAAGUGAUCUAAAGAGUUUAAGUGUCUUUGGUCUCAUAAUCUGAGAUGUGACUGUGAUUGUUGUCCAGUAACUUCUGUUGUGUUCACUGGAUCCUUCAAGGGGUUUAUGCUUCCACAUAGCACAAAAAACUCUUCAUUUUAAUGGUAGGUUGAUUGCUGUCAUGCUGAAAAGAAGAGGCAAGUGUUUUUUUUUCUCUCUCUUUCUAGUCUCAUUACUGCUUCUACUAGCUUCACAUAUUUGGUGAUAUAGUGCCUGGAAAAAAAAUACUUUAUUAAUACAACCUCCAGAAAAUAUAUAAGUUUUGGUUUUGAAAUGACACUGGCCUUUUCAUUCAAAUACAGAACUGUCUACCAAACAUUCCAAAUUUACUGAUGAGUCCUUUGUAAAGAGCCAAGUCACCCUCAUUUUAGGUUCUUCAGGGACUUCAUAUGGAGAUAAUAGACCUUGUUCCUGAUAGUUUUAAUAUUAGAAUGCUUCCAAUCUAGCACUGUCACGGAAGUUAAUUGGAAUUCUGAUAUUCAGAACUUUAAAACCAGUAUGCUUUAAAGGUAGAUAGCAUUGAAAUGUCUAAACCAGUGGGGAUAUUUGGAUAGGAUAUCUGUUUUUGGGUAGGAUAUCUGUUCUGUACAUACCAAAGUUUGUCCGUGGCAGUGAAGGAGAUCUGUGAAGAAGUUGCCUUGACCAAAUGGCUAGUGUUUAAACUCUCUGGAACAUGGUCUGAAUCAAAAAGCUGUUAAGAAAUCAAGGUAAGCUGUAUCCUUUUAUGUCCAGCAGGAAAAUGGACAUGCCUAUUAUCUAGUCUUCAACUUGUAUAGAUUUUUUUCUCAAACUCUCUUGUGCCAAUUUGAACAAAUGAAAAACAGAUCAAAGCUACUUUGUUUGCAUUUGUUACAGGCACACAUGCUUUUGUUAAUAACUUGAUAUAGUUAAGAUGUUAUUUUUUAUACCAUGUUGACAACAAUUUGUUACAAUCUCGUGUAACAUUCUUUGCUACAAUUUGUGACGGAAAUUUUACUUGCAGUUUAAUUAGAGCGAGAGACGUGUAGGUGUGUAUAAUUAUGAAUGACUUUGGUUGGUAGUUGGCAGAUGGGGUGCAUUUAUUACUGAUAUUUCUUUUAUUAUUGUUAUUCCAAAAACAUUUUUUAUUUGUAGAAAUGUUAGUAUAUCAAUCAUUUACUUGACAAGACUGCUGAAAUCACUGCUGAUAGGCCAGCAGUAUUCCUUUUGAGACUAGUUUUUCCCUCAGUAACCUAAGGGACUAAGUUCUGUUUUCUGUGGUGAUCAGUAAGUGGAGUAACUAGCUUGUAAGACAGGGCUAUUCAAUUACUAUUGGAGGAGGGCCAGAAUAUAAAACUCAAAUUGAUUCCCUUUUAUUUAUUUUUUUUCUACUAUAUUUUUAAAAUGAAGUAAAAGAUAAGCUAUACUUUGCCUUUUGCAUUUUUCAAUACCUACAUGAGAAAUAAUAAAAAUAAAAUAAAUUUUGCUUUAGAAACUAGUAAAUUUGUUUUGAUGUUUCUGAUUCUGUCUAAAGAGUUAGAUUUAAUGAAAAUCAAUUUAGGAUUUGGCCCAUGGGUCACCAGUUGAAUAGCCAUGUUGUAAGAUAUGUAUGACUGAACUUGUUUAUGAUGUAAGAGGAUAGGAAUUGUAUCUUGAGGUAUUGAUUGCCUAACAAUUGGAUAUUCUAAAAUACUGCAAGGAAAAUCACCAAAAAAUAAAUUCCUAAUUUUAGUUUCUUGGCAGUUGAUCCUUUCACACAAGUUAGUAUGACCGCUCCAAGCAAAGCAGCAUAAGCUAGUUACUACUGCAUUUUAUUGCAUUUAGAGCAUAAAUGUGGAAUGUACUGAAUAGUUUAGUGUCUUCAUCUAUUUAAAUGGGUUCAGAUACCUUGUCAUUUUAGGCUACUUUUGCCUGUUUUACAUCCUAUAUUGUAUGUGCCUCAAAAAGUAUAUAGCACAAUUUCCUUUUUGUACAAAUUAUAUAAAGUGAAUUAUUGCAUUUAAUACCUUGUUUUGCCUCCAGCUUACGCACUGGUAGCUAUGCAGGAGAGGAUCAUCUCAGACUUGUUAUUUCUGACAAGGCUUGUAUAAUAAUUUAUUUUAAAUUUGGAAGCAUCAUGUACAGAUGUCCUGAUGUAUUAUACAUUGAUAUUGUAUAGCUGUAUUUCAAAAUGUUAAAAGCAUUUAAAAAUCAUUUGUAUCAUAUGCAUAUUAAAGACUGUAUGCUCUA